Molecule: messenger RNA, 2172 nt
Organism: Penicillium oxalicum
Lineage: Eukaryota; Fungi; Ascomycota; Eurotiomycetes; Eurotiales; Aspergillaceae
Product: carboxylic acid transport protein
Exons: 7
Coding region: 1-2172 (723 amino acids)
Biological process (GO): transmembrane transport; carboxylic acid transport
Cellular component (GO): plasma membrane
Molecular function (GO): carboxylic acid transmembrane transporter activity
Source: RefSeq, a predicted model, not a curated record
AUGAUCACAGAGGAAAAAACACAAGACCUCUCCGCAAAGCGACAGAGUAUCUUUGCCCGGACGCACCCUCUUCGGCCAUUCAGAACUGUUGCCAUGGCCAGAGACACACUUGCACAAUGGGACAUGACGGACGUGGGCAUUGUGAAUGUCAGAGGGAUACCUAGGUAUUUGCCGCCCCGGACGGGAUACAGUGCAUCACCCCGGAGCUUCUUAGACCGCUCGAUCCACCUGCGGCCAUCUUCCGAAAACACCACCAAACUAAAAUUCGACACAUACAAGGCAGAUGAUACUUUGGGAUCGGCCUCUCCGUCACAUUUGCACCGCAAACAUCCACCAAGCGGCCGUGCUUACUCCGACACCAUUGGUUAUGUCCCGCCGAAUAUCGGAUUUCCAUAUCAGAACUGGGGUUAUCACCACGCCAGCCAAGCCCCGAAAGGAUCUUGGGGCAGGAGUUGCUGCUCGACCAAGGCGGCGGGUGAAAAGCCAACAACGGCAAGACACCACAUCGGGCCUUCGUAUUGGAAGGUGUGGCAGGCCGAGAUGCUUGGCAAGGUCUUGGCCUGCCAGCGGAGUAGCAUCGCAUCUGUUCACCCCGCGUGGGACCCCUGUGAGACCUUCUGGGUGGACUACUACUGCGCAAUGGCUUCCAAUGAGCCCGCGGAACCGAUUCCAAAGGGCAUCGUCGCGACCGCACGCCAGUCUUUUGCGGAUCUUUUUGUCUGGAAACAACGUGUGGAAAUCACUAACGAGUUUGGUGAGACUCGCGCGGAAUGGCAGGCUCCAGAACCUAUUCAGAAUCCCAUCGGUCUGAUGGCACAACUUUCUGCUCGAGACUGGGUCUUCUUCCUCGUCGGACUUGCCGCGUGGACAGCCGAUGCAUUUGAUUUCCAUGCGCUGUCAAUCCAGACAAAGAAGCUUGCGGAUUACUAUGGUCGCUCAAAGACUGACAUCUCAACCGCGAUCACGCUAACCUUACUCCUGCGAAGUGUCGGGGCUGCCUUUUUCGGAUUCGCUGGUGAUAAGUACGGUCGCAAAUGGCCCAUGGUGCUGAACAUGAUUGUACUCGGAAUUCUGCAAAUUGCGACCAUCUACAGUCGGACUUUUCAGCAAUUUCUAGCAGUCCGAAGUCUCUUUGGCCUGUUUAUGGGUGGAGUUUAUGGAAAUGCCAUUGCCAUGGCGUUGGAGCACUGCCCAGUGAAUGCCAGAGGACUCAUGUCUGGAAUUCUGCAGCAAGGGUACUCGCUUGGAUAUGUGUUGGCGGCAUGUGCCAAUCUUGGAGUCGGCGGCUCCACGGACAGCUGGAAGACCGUUUUCUGGGCGGCAGCGGGAAUCUCCAUUGGUAUCGGCAUCAUUCGCAUCUUCUUUCCCGAGUCGAAACAGUUUAUUGAGGCGAAAAAGGCAGGAAAGAGGAACAUGAGCGCUGGCGAAUUCGGCAAAGAGAUCAAACUGAUGCUGGCCAAAGAAUGGAAGAUGUGCGUUUAUUGCGUUUUCCUCAUGACUUGGUUCAACUACUACUCCCACACCUCACAAGACUCAUACACCACCUUCAUGCUCACGCAAAAGAAAAUGAACAAUUCCGGGGCUUCAAGAGCGUCGAUCUUGAUGAAAACUGGGGCCUGUGUCGGGGGAACAGUCAUCGGCUACCUAUCACAGUUUGUCGGACGGCGCCGCGCUAUUGUCGUGGCGGCCCUGAUCUCGGCACUUCUCAUUCCUGCGUGGAUCCUGCCAACUGACGAAGCAUCGCUCAGUGCCAGCGGCUUCUUCAUGCAGUUCUUUGUCCAAGGUGCAUGGGGAGUUAUUCCAAUCCAUCUGAACGAGCUCUCCCCACCUGCCUUCCGAUCAUCUUUCCCAGGAAUUACAUACCAGGUUGGUAAUAUGAUCAGCUCGCCUUCGGCGCAGAUUGUGAAUGCGAUUGCCGAAUCUACAUGGAUCAGCAUCCCGUCAGGGGGCCGGGCUUCGGCCUACGGUCCGGUCAUGGGUAUUGCGACUGCGAUCAUUGCCGUCGGAAUCAUCAUCACCACGGCUCUGGGGCCAGAGAAGCGCGGUCGCCGAUUCGAGCUCGUUGUCAAUGCAAUUGAUGAGCAUGCCAGUGCGAAGACUGUGGACCUGGAGCAGGGCGAGGACCACAAACCUCGGGAUGAGGUAAUUGAAAUGGCUGAUCAGAAAAGAUAG